AGGGCGCUAAAAAGGCGGGCAGCUCAAACUCCAAAACAACAGCCCGAUGUAGUCUUGGCAUUUGAAGAAAUGAUGGAGGAAGAAACAGAAAGACUUACAUUAAACUUGAAUUCCAAGAGGAGGUCUAAAAGGAGAUCCUCAUCUAUUUUGAAGACAACGAUAGGACCAUUAUUGGACAUUGAUCCUAAUAAACAGGAUGGAUGCAAUGUUCCACUCAAGAAAUCUAGACCAUCAUUAUCAAAAAGAGUCAGCUUUGCUAGACUCCUUGAAGUCAAAGAAUUCCCACGAGACUCGCCACGUAGGUGUGAGGAUUCUCCAGCACAAGAACCAGCAACAGACACAGGAAAUGACACAGUACCUUUGACAAAUCCAGUUACAAUUCAGCAAGAUCAGCAUGUGACAAAUGUCUCGGAAGGUCAGCUUGAAGGUUCUCGGAUGCCUCUGCUGCCAAGUAUGUCUGCCCCUCAUACAGAGAAUGAUUUUGAUAAAUACUCACAGCACUUGAAUCCAUUAAUUCCAGCCAUGGUUGAGACUUCUGGGAUUGCUGGCACUGCUGUCAGCUCCAGACAACCACAGAUAUGGAGACAGGAGUCUAAGAUUGAUGGCAGUUCAUUACUGAAAUCAAUUACAGGAACAGGUACGCAACCUAGAGAAGGAAUGGAAUUGGGGUACCACACACAAUCUAGUGAGACCUCUAGCCUAGUAUCUAAAGCUGCUGGCAGUGAUACAAAAGUUGAUGGCAUGGCCUUGUUACAAGCUCUUGGUGGUGGGGCUUCAAACACUUCUGCUGAGCCAGAACUACUGCCAUCUUACAGUGUCGGGGAUAAUCCCAAAGAACAGUCAGUUCAAAAUACAAGGGCCAUGAUGUUUUCAGAAAGCAGGUACAUGGACCAAACCAAAGCACUCACAUGUCACACUCAGCUACGGGAGGCAGAAGCUUGUCUGAAAGGUUUAAGAGAGCGCACUCCACUGAUGGCACUGAAGGACCAGGCUGUUGAUAAUGUUCGUUACGGAGUACUGAAUGAUGACCCAGGUGACAAGACGAUUGUGUUUACUCAAGGGGAUGAUAUGCAGCAGACAGAAGUGCUGCCAGUCGGAUUACAAUUAAACUCCCAACCUUCUGACGGGGAGGUUUCUUGUCUGUCUGGACAUGUCAACAGACAGAGCCUUCUACGGUCCUUAGGCGGAUCUGAUGAAACUGACAGCCCUGAGGUAUUAUUUGCAAAGAAGUUUGAAACAUCAAAUUCAAAUAUUGAGAGACCACCAUUCAAGGGAUAUGAUACAACACAUCAGAGAGAGGCGACCAUUGUGUUUCAACAAGGACUGGAAAUGGAGGAAACAGGAGUUAUACAUGCCCAAAUUGAUAGACAAGAUGAGUUUUUGUGUGCAAAUACAUCUGACAAUGGAAAAGUGCAAUUUUACCUUGGGAGUGACUCGGAGGAAAUACAAUCUGCAGACAUGCCAAUGUACAGACCAGUGGAACAAAAAACUGUCAACAAAACAUUGAUUUAUCAAGAUGGUGCAGACAUGGAACAAACUGAAGUACUGGAUAGUAAUAUAAACCACAGAUCGCUGGCACAACCUCCUAUCAACCAAACGAUGAUACAGGGGGCAGACAUGGAUCAAACUGAAGUACUGGAUAGUAAAAUAAACCACAGAUCGCUGACACAACCUCCUAUCAACCAAACACUGAUACAGGGGGCAGACAUGGAUCAAACUGAAGUACUGGAUAGUAAAAUAAACCACAGAUCGCUGACACAACCUCCUAUCAACCAAACGCUGACACAGGGGGUAUCCAUGAAACAAACAGGAGUUAUAUCCAACAAUAUUUUAUCAAACACAUCAACUUUCCAAAGGUCAGAUAGCAAAACUCUAAUAUUUCAAGAUGGCGCCGAUAUGGAACAAACAGGAGUCAUAUCCAACAAUAUUUUAUCAAAUACAUCAACUCUCCAAAGGUCAGAUAGCAAAACUCUGAUAUUUCAAGAUGGUGCCGAUAUGGAACAAACAGGAGUCAUAUCCAACAAUAUUUUAUCAAAUACAUCAACUCUCCAAAGGUCAGAUAGCAAAACUCUGAUAUUUCAAGAUGGUGCCGAUAUGGAACAAACAGGAGUCAUAUCCAACAAUAUUUUAUCAAAUACAUCAACUCUCCAAAGGUCAGAUAGCAAAACUCUGAUAUUUCAAGAUGGCGCCGACAUGGAACAAACAGGAGUCAUAUCCAACAAUAUUUUAUCAAAUACAUCAACUCUCCAAUGGUCCGAUAGCAAAACUCUAAUAUUUCAAGAUGGCGCAGACAUGGAAGAAACUGGAGUCAUUGAUACUAAAUUUAUUAACCGAUCAUUGGUACGACCAGUCAACCAAACCGUGAUGGAUGGGGCUGCCAUGGAAGAGACUGGUGUCAUUGAUGCUAAAAUUACCAACCGAUCAUUGGUACGACCAGCCAACCAAACCGUGAUGGAUGGGGCUGCCAUGGAAGAGACUGGUGUCAUUGAUACUAAGAUUACCAACCGAUCAUUGGUACGACCAGUCAACCAAACCAUAAUGGAUGGGGCUGCCAUGGAAGAGACUGGUGUCAUUGAUACUAAAUUUAUUAACCGAUCAUUGGUACGACCAGUCAACCAAACCGUAAUGGAUGGGGCUACCAUGGAAGAGACUGGAGUCAUUGAUACAAAAAUUACCAACCGAUCAUUGGUACGACCAGCCAACCAAACCGUGAUGGAUGGGGCUGCCAUGGAAGAGACUGGUGUCAUUGAUACUAAAUUUAUUAACCGAUCAUUGGUACGACCAGCCAACCAAACCGUGAUGGAUGGGGCUGCCAUGGAAGAGACUGGUGUCAUUGAUACAAAAAUUACCAACAGAUCAUUGGUACGACCAGCCAACCAAACUGUGAUGGAUGGGGCUGCCAUGGAAGAGACUGGUGUCAUUGAUACAAAAAUUACCAACAGAUCAUUGGUACGACCAGCCAACCAAACCGUGAUGGAUGGGGCUGCCAUGGAAGAGACUGGUGUCAUUGAUGCUAAAAUUACCAACCGAUCAUUGGUACGACCAGUCAACCAAACCGUGAUGGAUGGGGCUGCCAUGGAAGAGACUAGUGUCAUUGAUACGAAAAUUACCAACCGAUCAUUGCUACGACCAUUCAACCAAACCGUGAUGGAUGGGGCUGCCAUGGAAGAGACUAGUGUCAUUGAUACGAAAAUUACCAACCGAUCAUUGCUACAACCAUUCAACCAAACCGUGAUGGAUGGGGCUGCCAUGGAAGAGAUUAGUGUCAUUGAUACGAAAAUUACCAACCGAUCAUUGCUACGACCAGGUAACCAAACUGUGAUGGAUGGUGCAGACAUGGCAGAGACUGAGGUAAUGGAAAAUAAAAUAGCCAAAAAAUCCUUGAACAUAGCCCUUAAAGAGGUUAGCUGUAAUGCCUCUUCAUCUCAAGAAGUUUGUGAGAAAAAGACAGUUGUCUUCCAUGAAGGUAUGGACUUGGAUGAAACACAUGCGACAACAUCCAACAUAAAUAUUUAUGGAAAAGGCAGUGCUCAAACAUUGCAACCAGUGAGUAACAUGGAUUUAGAUAACACAAAAAUGAAUAAGUCAUCAAUGACAACAUCUGCCAGGCUGAAAAGGUUGUCUACAAGAUUCUCAUUAGGUGGUGAUACAGUGACUGGUCGAUUGAGUCUGGCUGGAGAUAAUCUAACCAAUCGUUUGACUGGAGAGUCUGAGGUAGAUGGGGACCAGACUUCAUCCAUCCCCAGAAAUACCAUACGAUUGGCUGGACCAACACCUAGGAAAAGUAAUGAAAGAACAUGUGAUGUGAUAAGUGAAGGCAAUAAAGUUGACAUUCCCUCCCAGGUUACAGUUGAGAGUGAGUCAGUCCUUCAAAAGACCACAGCACAGGUCAGAGAGGAUGCACCACAGAUCAUGGAGACUGACGAGCCUUGUAACCACCCAGUUAGUGGCACUGGUCUAGACACCAAACCAAAACAAACUGGCGAGAUGGAUAUGGGCAUCACUGAGGUUCUACCGCCACUGGACCUCGGUAUCACUGACAUGCUGCCACCAGAUGACAUUACAACCAGUAUGCUUCACACAUCUACCACAACAGACCUCCCCUCGCUGAAGAAGGCUAACAACGGGCCUGUUGAGCGUAAAGACAGUAGCGGAAGCGACUCGUCGCAGACACAGUCAGUGACGAGCUACAGCCUUGUCAGUAACUACAGUAACUACAGUAUGACGGAGUCCAUGCUGGAGAACACUAGGAGAGAAGUAGACGGCCCACUGACAGUAAAGAAAUUAUGCUUACUGUUGGAUAUACCCUGCUUUAGAUGGUUGGAGUUCCAAGUAAGGAAUGACCGUUGCAGCAUUCUCCCAGGAGAGCAAGUGGAUACAUCUGACCUGAGGAAUGUAUUGAGAGCCUGUGCAGUACAGUGUCCAUUCUAUCUGGUACACUCCCACAUCUAUACCCAGGCUGUUAGACAGGCCGACCUGAAGAAAGAGAAAGCCGAGGAACUUGACAUUUUGUUUACACAAGAAGAUAGCAAACCUAUUAUGUUCAGGGCUGUAGAACACAGCACAGAUCAGCAGAGAAAAACUCUGCGUGAGAAAGUGCUAGCUUGUGCCAAAGUGAGUUCACUACUUGGCAAAGCAGAGUGGAAGAAGGUGCGGACCCAGGCCACUGUCCAAUACAGGGAAACCCUUAAAGAUCAGUACAGUCGUCUACAAAGCCAAGCUUCCAAUGUUAACAAUGCACUACAACAGUCUCAGGGGCUCCUCACAGCUUUAGACACAGCAUUGUCAGAAUUGGAAACAGAUGAGACAGAUCUUGAGAACACCAAACUUCCUACAGAACAGGAAAUUCGGCAGUGGAACAUAGCACAGCAGGAGUUAUCUGUUAAAGUAUCAGAUCUUCAGCAUCUAGAAGAGAAACAGACCAAACUGACAAGUGAACGGGACAGUAUCCACUCUGAACUGGCUAUACUCCGAGACCGUGAUCAACAGUUAGUCAAUGGACAGAGGCAAGACAUACACCAGGUGUUGGAAAAGUUAGAGUCUGAGAACUCGGAAAUCAUCAAGGAUCUAGAUUGGAUGAAAAGGUGCCUUGAGUGGAGACCUGAUCGCUUUGAGAAAGAGGCUGUGUCGUAUCUAUUUUAUGACGACUCGCUCCUAUUGGAAACAACCCUAGACACCAGUCUCCAUCGCCGCCUUCUGUCAGCAACUCUCACAUCCACUCUCCAGGGUUGUUCCUCCAAACCUGUCAGUCAGCUGGCUGAUAAGUCUGAGGACAUCAUGGGCCUGAUUCAUCGCCUGAUAAUUGAUAGUGUCAAAGAGCAGAACAUACUGACCAAAUUUAUAGGAACACCACUCAAGGAACUAUAUAAGUUUCUUCGGGCAGUGUCCAUGGUUGUCUGUACAGGUCGAUGCUUAGCUCAGGAGAUCACCAGAAUAGAAUUCAACAAUUGGGUGACCAUUAAAGAACAAGGGUUGUCUGUGGAAUUUUGGUGUGAUGAAGCAAGAAGGAAAAUUGACAUAGAUUUUGGUUUGAAGCUGAAGUACAGGGACUACAGUGUAACACCCUCUGUGCGAGUAGAUAUUGGCAAUUUCAGACCAGAAGAUGUGCUGAAGCAGUUGAGUGCAGUUCCAGAUAUGGGAUUUCGAUACUUUGAGAGGCUCUGUCAAGCCAUUAACUUGAAUGACAUGACUGUUGUUCCAGAGUUAGAUCGCUGUUCAUGACAUCUGAUUGAUCUACAUGUGCCACUUGUAAUAUGAAAUUUGACAGUGGAUAGCUCUACUCUUCUUUUCUUGUGGAAAACUCAAAGGCAGCACUUUUUCAUCAAUCAACUUUAUAACCUCUCUUGUAGAAGUAGGCUCAAUUUGUAUUCAUUAUUAAUAAUCAAUUUUAUAAAUUACAUUUUAAGUGUUGUAGUGAAAAUGGUGAUACUGUAGUGUGAAAAUAAUUUUGUAUGGACACUUGUAGUUUUGAUGAAGGAUCAUAUUAAAUAUUUGUGCAUUGUUUUAUCAGCUGACAGAAAAUUUGUGAACCAUCUAGAUGUAUCACAUGAUAGGUAAUGCAAAUCUAUAAAGAAAAAGAAAACAACAUGUUUCUUCGUAGAAUUAAAUUUACUAUCAUCAAAUCCAUUGUUUACAGUAUACGCACAUUUUAUACAACAUUUGAUCCUCUACUUGUAGUAAAACCCCAAACUGGGAGAUCUGCAAUGUCCAUCUUUUACACUAGUGACUAUGUAUAAAACUAAGAACUUAAAUGAUGUAAAAGAUGUUCUAUGUCUUAAUAUAUAAAAUGACAGAAUUAUAAAAGCAUCAAGCUGCAAACAUGAAUUAAACUGAAUAUUUUUAAGAUACAAAA
Molecule: messenger RNA, 6352 nt
Organism: Pecten maximus
Lineage: Eukaryota; Metazoa; Mollusca; Bivalvia; Pectinida; Pectinidae
Exons: 23
Coding region: 70-5721 (1883 amino acids)
Biological process (GO): cell division
Source: RefSeq, a predicted model, not a curated record